AUUAAAGCCACGAGGUGUCCAACUACUUCAGGUGGAUUCUAACUCAGUAAAGAUUAAAUGGAGGAAACCAGAAAAUGUUGAACUGUUGGGGGAAGAACUGUUAGGAUACAGAAUAUACAUUAGAGAUAUGAUGUGUUCUGAUCCCAGUAUGGAGCUAGGAACCUGUGAGAUGAUUGAACCUCAAACAAUACUCGGCAAAGAUACAACCUACGCUACAGUUUCUAACCUUAGACCCAGGACUUCAUACAAGCUUCAGAUUCGUGGAUUUACAAGUAAAAGAGAAGGAGGGGAUUCUAAUCCACUGGAAGUUGAGACAGAUACGGCCCAGCCCUCUCCACCUACCAUUACAGUACUAAACUGUACAGGAAAAGGAGAUAUCCUGCUAGAAUGGAGGAGACCUCGUCUGUAUUAUGGAAAAGUGGAUUAUUACAUGGUGUACUACAGGUCGGAUAAAGAUGCUUCUUUCUCUAAAAGAAAAAUCGACAUUAUCAGCAACAACUCCUCGGACAUAUAUAUAGUGUAUCUGACAGGAUUGGAGAAUGAUACAAACUACAAUGUUGCUGUAUCGGCAGUAUCUGUAUCCUUACAUUUACCAGGUAUUGAGUUUGAGUCCCGUCUCUCUGUGAACAAGUAUGUUUAUCUCAACUAUGGGUGUAGUCCUGUAUCUAGCAGUAUACUGAUAUACACUCCUAGUCUCAACCUGGUCCUAGUAGCUGCAGGACUCGGAGCUCUGCUUGUAAUCAUCCUUUUAGUAGUCUCUACUUUCAUCUGCAGGCGACGUAUAUCUGGGUAUGGUUUGGUGGCUGUCCCGCCCUGUACCGCUUACGCUAGUGGGCGUGGCAGGGGGCGGGGUUGGACUGGUGAACCUGAAUCUGAUAUUCCUGGUCAACUUUUCCCAAAACAUAUUCAGGGACUUCAUGCUAGCGGAGAUAUGGCAAUCUGUAAGGAUUAUGAGAACCUGGAGACAACAGCUAGACAAUCCAGUAGAAAACUAUACCCUGAUAUAGUUGGGGGUCAAGGAUUGACAGACAGGAGACCUGUUAGUGUAGACAGUUGGCUCUCAGCAGGACAGUUCAUUCUUAUACCCGGAGAGGGGGCUUUAGUAGCAGGGGGAACCUGGAGAUCUAUCUGGGAGAACCAGGUUAAUCUGAUCGUAACAAUCCAGACACCGCGAACCAGAGAUGAUCUGUCACAGAUAUCAGAUUCUAAAUUCUUCGGAGAAUAUCAGGUGCAGGUUGAGAAUGAGACUGUAUCCCCGGAUUUUCUGGCGAGAAACAUGAAAGUUCGGAAAGGUCGUCAGACUAGAUCAGUUGACCAGCUUCUGUACACCCAGUGGUCGGAGAGGAAUAUCAGAUCCAACCUACAUUCAUUUCUCUCAUUCAUCAAAUCUGCGGCUGCAUCAACACAAACCUUGGGAGGGAAAGUUCUUAUUUGCUCCAGACCUACUGAUGACGGAGGAAUCUACUAUAUGAGUCUGUACACAAUGAUCCGUCAGCUAGAAGAUACUGGAGAUGUAAACCUAAGUGCGUACAGUCGGAAUUUAGCAGAGAGCGGAAUUAUUCUUGAGAAUUCAUCUAGUUACGCAAACCUUCACGACGCAUUAUCCUUUGUUAUAGAUGUAGAUUUUAACAGAAACUCUUACUCUGUGUAAGCAAAAGAACAUUUUGCUGAGGCUCGCAUGGUCCUAAGAUUACUUAUUGCGACUCGUUGGUAGUGCAGUCUUAGCAACAUUUUAAACAUUUCUGGCAGCUCGGAAGACGCACCGUUUGACGGCCGAAACUUUAAAAUUGUUAAAAAAUCUAAAAUAUUUUGUUUAACUGUCAUUUAUGCUUUAAAAAAAAUACGUAUAACGGUACAACUUUCUUACAAUAUGUACAGUGUACUGAAACUGCACACUGAUAUUUAAAAAAUCUGGAACUUAAAUUGACUAGUGCAAUAUCAAUUCCAAGGAAGAUGUAACUUUCGAUAAUAAUUUAACCAAUUAAAACAGAAAUGUAAAAAUGUUGAAUUACAGACCAAGACGAGAUGGAAUGUAAAUUAAAGAAAGUGAAACCGAAUGCACUUCGUCGUUGUUAGUCCAGGGUGGUGUUUCCGAUAAUAAAUACUGGUUUUGUUUCCUUUAUGUAGGUUUACAACCCUUCUGAUAAACAACAGAGUAUAAAGUGGCAUGUCUGAUUGACAAACGGUUAUAUUCACAAAUCUGUUUUUAGUUGUCUAGCAUUUUAUGAUGAAAAUGAAAUUUGUUAGAAUAAUAUUAUAUGAAUGUUGAAAAUACUAAUGUUUGCUUUUACAGUUUUCUCCUUUGAAUUUUCUAAGAAAUAGAAAUAUCCAAAUAAGAUAAAAGAAAAAUUAAAAUUUAGAAAAUGGUGGGUGGGGAUUGCAUUUGUAAUUCAUAAAUAAAGAAUAUAUUUUUUUGUACAAUAGAUAAAUUCAUUUUACUAACAAUCUUCCGAAUCAGUGGUUCUGAAAUUUAAUUCUUCCAAAUAGUGCAUUUCAAGUUUACAAUCAAAAUAACUAUUAUCUAUGUCCAAAAAUUAAUGUACUUAAAGGGACGGUUCACUUAUUUGGGUAAUUUCAGGGUAAACUAAACAUCAAAUAGUGUCUAUAGAGAGGGACCGUCCCU
This is a messenger RNA of Eurytemora carolleeae, 2623 nucleotides long. RefSeq names its product tyrosine-protein phosphatase 99A. NCBI's taxonomy places the organism in Eukaryota, Metazoa, Arthropoda, Copepoda, Calanoida, Temoridae. The transcript is spliced from 15 exons. The record is from RefSeq and is a predicted model, not a curated record. Gene Ontology annotation, biological process: protein dephosphorylation. The coding region runs from base 128 to 1651 and encodes 507 amino acids. Gene Ontology annotation, molecular function: protein binding; protein tyrosine phosphatase activity.